Molecule: messenger RNA, 813 nt
Organism: Hibiscus syriacus
Lineage: Eukaryota; Viridiplantae; Streptophyta; Magnoliopsida; Malvales; Malvaceae
Product: GATA transcription factor 29-like
Exons: 4
Coding region: 1-813 (270 amino acids)
Biological process (GO): regulation of DNA-templated transcription
Molecular function (GO): zinc ion binding; sequence-specific DNA binding
Source: RefSeq, a predicted model, not a curated record
AUGGAGAAUGUGGAAGAUGCUGGAUUUCAGAAGCCUGUUGCGAGUGGAGUAGGCACUGAUGAUCAAUCUGCUAGCUUUGUGGAUGUUGGCACGAAACCCAGAAAAAACAGUGAAUCCAUGGAUAACUCAAGGACAUUCAAUCGAGCAGCUGGUGAAAUAAACCAGCAAGAUAAUAGGGUUGACCUCUCUCUCACAUUGGGUCUACCUUUGUCUGAUCUUCAUCCAAACGCGACACUCUAUCAUAAUACUCAGCAAGGACUAGUUAACCAAGGAGCAAUUGUUGAAGGUCAGCAAAGCUUCAAUGGCAACCAAGCUCAGUUUGAAUGGCCAUCAAAUCAACUUGGUAGCGGUGCCCAUAACAUGAAGUAUGCAAAUGCAUUUAACCCUUUCUCAGGCCCUUCUAUAGGGUUUAGUUCUUAUGGCACCACCAACUCUCCCCCCUACAAUUUCACCCCUACUCGUCCUCUCCCUGUGCCGCCUCCUCCUCCGCAUGAGGUGCCUCCGAAUACCUACACCCUGAUUGAUGUCCCUCCAAGGAGAGCCGCCGCAAAUCAGCAUCAUCUCGAGAUCGGGAACUCCUCCAGCUCAGGUUUGGGCGGGCAGGUCCCCUGGCGUAUUGGCACCUACAACGACCCUUUCAAGCGCUGCACUAACUACAACUGCAACACCAACGAUACUCCUAUGUGGCGUAAAGGACCUCUCGGCCCCAAGACUCUCUGCAACGCAUGUGGUAUCAAGUAUAGGAAAGAAGAGGAGAAGAAGAAAGGAAAAGAAGUCGGAGGUAGAAGCCGACGGUCCAACACUGAUGGAUAG